This is a messenger RNA of Colletotrichum godetiae, 921 nucleotides long. RefSeq names its product heterokaryon incompatibility protein-domain-containing protein. The transcript is spliced from 3 exons. NCBI's taxonomy places the organism in Eukaryota, Fungi, Ascomycota, Sordariomycetes, Glomerellales, Glomerellaceae. The record is from RefSeq and is a predicted model, not a curated record. The coding region runs from base 1 to 921 and encodes 306 amino acids.
AUGUCCUAUGCUGCGAAGUAUUUGGGCGAUAUUUGCUUUGGUGAGCAACAUUUAGGAUGGAUGAGAGACGCUCUACAACGCCCAAGCCUCUGCGCAAGGUGCGACAAUGUCUUGGCUGAUUCGCAACAUCUCGCCGAGGCUAUCUCAGACGACGGGUUGCUCAUGCAAGUCGCGAUGAUCGAACUUUACGAGAGUGCAGAGCUCCGUUCUUGCCGUAGGUGUAGUGUUUUCCUCUACAUGGUAAUACACUCUAUACGUGUGGAGGCUUUUUAUUCGUGGUCAAUGUCAAACUUCGUUGAAGUCUACAGCGCCUACGACACAGUUCUUAAGAUCCGUGCUCUUCUCCGUCCUAUCGAUCAAAGAGCAUCAGACUGCGACAUCCAUGAGAUGCUUGUGUUUGGAAAGCUGAUCGGCAGUGCAGUUGAGCUUCGCUAUCAAAACGAGUCCCAUUUAAGAUUCAAAGUCUAUGUCGGAGAAGGCGAAGAAGCUGCUACGUUUGUGAGUUCCGAAGCUGCAUUUUCGCGCGUUCGGUCGUGGAUGUCAACAUGUGAUGAGCAACAUACGGAUUGCUUGAGGGACAGCACUGGGUUACGUCCUUCAAGAUUGCUCGAUUUAUCGAGCACAACGACAAUGAGACUACGCGAUGCGCACGUUACCUACGAUCAGUACGCGGCACUUAGUUACUGCUGGGGUGGGGAUCAGCAGCUAAAGACCACCCGAUCUACUCUUGCCCAGAUACUAGAAGCAUAUUUGGAGAUAGACUUGGCCUUUUUAUCAGCCACGAUACAGGACGCUGUCAGGGUUGCUAAGCGAAUCGGUGUCAACUAUCUCUGGGUUGAUUCACUUUGUAUCGUUCAGGACUCCCCCGAGGAUAGAGAAGUAGAAAUGAGCAAAAUGGCAAGCAUCUAUCAGAAUGCUUGA